Caenorhabditis remanei is the source of this 525-nucleotide messenger RNA. RefSeq lists its product as uncharacterized. The transcript has 4 exons. The coding region runs from base 1 to 525 and encodes 174 amino acids. Lineage: Eukaryota; Metazoa; Nematoda; Chromadorea; Rhabditida; Rhabditidae. The record is from RefSeq and is a predicted model, not a curated record.
AUGUCCAAAAAAUCGUUCGACGACACCAUUGAUGCUCUCCGCCGACUUUCUCAGCCACGCCCACGUGAACAAGUGGAACGUCUGAAGGAAAUUCAGAUGCAGACGAGAAUGAUUGGAGAGAUUUAUGGGAUUUAUGGAGGUGGUGGUGGUGGGCAACCGCUGAAAUUGACCCCAAAACAGGCUCCACAAGAACUAACAUUCGAGGAGAAGCGUCGACUCCUUCAAGCCGAGUAUCCGAACAAGGUCUCGAUGGAGAGACGCAGAAAAUCGAGAGAAGCGCUCAAUCAAAUGGCUAAGAAUCGCUACUUGUUCACCGUCGAAUCGUCGUCUAACAGUGAGGAGGAGGAGUCGGAAAAGCCGAAAACUGGGUCCAACUUUUCGAAAAUGUCCUAUGACGCCGCGUACUCGUCGAAAACUCAAUCUCCAUCGGAUUCUGAUGGCACUGUGUACAACGAACCGUCCACACCAGUCUACCAUAACGAAGAGGACGAUUCGGAUGUGAAGACACCGGUUUAUGGCGAUUGA